UCUACCCUUUACUUUUUCCAUUCAGUCCCCACACACACCCCCAUCAACUUGUCUCAAAUCUCAACGUCUCUCUAAUUUUCCUCUUAAUCUAUCCGUUAAUCUCACCUCACAUUUUCCUCCUUUUUAAACCCCCCCUUUCAUUCCACACACACAUUCUCUCUCUCUCUCUAUAUAUCAUUGAGCUUCUCAUUCACUGCACUGAGUAUAGCAGACAGUAGCAGCAGUACUUCAUAUCAGUACAGACAGAUUGCAGCAUCAUAACACUAACAACCAAACCAACCAUGGCCACUAAACUGCCUCUUCUCUUUUUCCUUUUUUUCUUAUCUCUCACAUCAGGUAUGUAUCCGAGAAUUGGUUUUGCUAUCCAAAAAAGAGCAACAACGCCGUACACAUGCUAUUUCUGGUGGAAUGUGAUCAUGGUUAAUGGACAGAAAACAUGGUGUGUAGCAAAGCCUUCAUCAGAUCAAGCAACACUUUUAUCCAACCUCAAUUAUGCUUGCUCUCAAGUUGAUUGCAGAGUUCUUCGUAAAGGAUGUCCUUGCUCUACCCCUGACAAUCUCAUCAACCAUGCUUCCAUAGCCAUGAAUCUCUAUUAUCAAUCUAGAGGGAAAAAUCACUGGAAUUGUGAUUUUAGAGCAUCUGGCUUAGUUGUUGUCACUGAUCCAAGUUAUGGUGAUUGCAUUUAUGCAUAGAAGUGGACCAGUCACUAGUGGAAUCUAUAUACAUAUAUAGUAUCUUAUGUUCUUUUUGUAUCCAAAAUUUGGUGAUGUAUUUGGUUUAUGUUGCUGUAAUCUUUUGGUAUAUUGGCAUUUUCAACCUUAUGGAUAUUGGCAUAUGAUAUAUUACAUUACAUCAAAUUUUCACUUUA
Lathyrus oleraceus (garden pea) is the source of this 868-nucleotide messenger RNA. Its product is annotated as major pollen allergen Ole e 10. The record is from RefSeq and is a predicted model, not a curated record. NCBI's taxonomy places the organism in Eukaryota, Viridiplantae, Streptophyta, Magnoliopsida, Fabales, Fabaceae. The transcript is spliced from 3 exons. Bases 282 to 692 code for a protein of 136 amino acids.